Molecule: messenger RNA, 2418 nt
Organism: Arachis stenosperma
Lineage: Eukaryota; Viridiplantae; Streptophyta; Magnoliopsida; Fabales; Fabaceae
Exons: 4
Coding region: 1-2418 (805 amino acids)
Biological process (GO): DNA transposition
Molecular function (GO): DNA binding; zinc ion binding; transposase activity
Source: RefSeq, a predicted model, not a curated record
AUGGACAAUGUGGAGAAGGUUGAUGAGGGAGACAAAUUGAACCCGGAGGAGCAGGGCAAAUCGAACAGUGACGAUGAUAGCGAUGAUGAGGAUUUUAUUCCAUCUGCUGAUGAAGUUGACAGUGCAGAUGAUGUUAUGUUUACAGACAGUGAAGAGGAGUACGAUGAUGAGAGCAGAUUUGAUGAAGUACGAGGUGGGACUGAUGGUAAUCGGGUUGAUAAAGGAAAAGGGGUAGCAGGAGGUGAUUUCAGUGAUGAGGAAGGGUUCAAUAGUGAUGAAGUUGAUGUGAAAUAUGAAGUUGGCGGUGGUUCAGAGAAGGAGGACAAUGAGGAUAAUGAUAAUCAUGAAGCUAGUCGAUAUCCAAUACAUAGAGAUGUGAAAGACAUGACAACUUACCAAUGGAAAGUCAAAACUGUAUAUGCUUCAAGGGAGGAAUUCAAGGACACUGUUACAGCUUAUGCAGUGCAAACAAGAAGGGGACUGAGGUAUGCCAAGCUUGACUUGGUGAGAGUGAGGGCUGUUUGUCAAGAGGGGUGUCCGUUUUGGUUAUACGCAGCAAAAAUGAGUGAGGAAGAGACUUGGCAGCUUAGGUCAAUGAACCUUAAGCAUACCUGUGGCCAGUCACACAGGGUAGGGAUACUGCAUACUGGUUGGCUGAGUAGGGCAUUUAGGAAGAAAGUGGAAGGUAACCCAAAGGUAAAGAUAAAGGACCUGGUCAACAAGGCACAAAGAAAAUGGAAUUUGACAGUGACAACUUCGAUGGCAGCUAGGGUAUAUGUGUGUCUAGCUGCUUGUAAGAAGAGCUUCCUGCAGUGUAGAAAGUUUGUGGGAUUGGAUGGGUGUUUUCUAAAGACACCUCAAGGAGGGCAGUUGUUGACAUCCAUUGGGUGGGAUCCUAAUGAUCAAAUGCUUCCAAUCGCGUAUGCCGUUGUGGAGGCAGAGACCAAAGACACUUGGAAGUGGUUUCUCUGGUUGUUAAUUGAUGAUUUAGGAGUUGAGAUCAUUGGGAAAACAACCUUCAUGUCUGAUCAGCAGAAGGGACUCUUACCUACAUUCGAUGAAGUCAUCCCUGGAGUAGACCAUAGGUUCUGUGUCCGCCAUCUUUACAGCAACUUCAGGAAGAAAUUUUCUGGACUACAGUUGAAGCAGCUGAUGUGGAGGUGUGCAAAAGCUACACAUUGGAAGGAAUGGGAGAAAGAGAUGCAAAUCAUCAGGCAGAUCAAUAUGGAUGCACAUAAACAUCUGAAUGCUAUUCCUCCAAGAUUUUGGAGCAUGUCCAGGUUUAAUUUUCAUUCUAAAUGUGACACUCUUGUAAACAACAUGUGUGAGAGCUUUAAUGGUGCAAUAGUAGUGUCUAGGGAGAAACCUAUAGUGACAAUGUUGGAGGAUAUCAAGGUUUAUUUGAUGACUAGAUGGGUUGUUAAUAGAGAACGAAUUAAAAACUUUAAUGGUACACUUCUACCUCGCAUUAGGAUAAAACUAGAGAGGAGAGGCAGAUCUACUGGUGAGUGGAGGCCUUACUGGUCUGCUGCACAAACAUAUGAGAUUAUUAAUGGACUGAAUAAAUUUGCUGUUGAUCUUUCUGCUCAUGAGUGCUCUUGUAGAAAGUGGCAGCUUAGUGGUAUUCCCUGCACACAUGCUAUAAGCUGCAUCAAUUUUAAGGGCCUUGACAUAGAUGCAUUUGUUGAUGACUGCUACAAGAAGGCUGCAUAUGUCAAGUGCUAUGAUUCAGUCAUCAAUCCUCUAAAUGGCCCAGAUUUAUGGGAGAAAACCAACUUUGAUGAUGUCUUGCCCCCUCCUUAUCAAAAGCCUAGCCACAAACCAGUCAAGAAGAGGAAGAGAGGACUAGAUGAAGCUCCGAACAGCAGCCAGUCCCACUUGUCUAGGAGGGGACAAAUCCAAAGAUGCUCAAACUGUGGUGAAUCUGGACACAAGAAGGGAGGAUGCAAGAAGCCAUCCCUGGAUGACCAACAACUUAGUCAAGCUGCUAGGAAGAGAACCAGAGGUAGGAGGAAGCCUUCAUCUAGCAGACCCAUGACCAGUUCUAAGGCUUUAUCACAGCCUGUUAUGCAAUCUGGAAGUGGAGGUCUGAGGAGGUCCACCAGGUCUAGAUCAUCAUCUGAACCCCAACUAGCCACCAAAACACCUAAGCCCAACUCAACCCAAUCGAGGUCCAAGCCCACAUCAUCCUCAACUAGGCCCAACAGUCCACCAGCAUGUACUCUCCAACGAAGGCCCAAGACAAAGCCCACCAGAAGCAACACACAGCAACCACCGGCACCAAAGAAGAUGGGUGCAGCCAGCUCCAGCCAACCAGCCAGGACUGUCUCCUUCAGCCACAGAAUUCUACUUCAUGUAUCUCCAAGAAAGCUGAGGCUCAUGGCAAAACUUCCCCCAAGACUUUGGGAAAAACUUUAG